This is a messenger RNA of Rhineura floridana, 3745 nucleotides long. RefSeq names its product chordin (gene CHRD). Gene Ontology annotation, biological process: multicellular organism development. The record is from RefSeq and is a predicted model, not a curated record. NCBI's taxonomy places the organism in Eukaryota, Metazoa, Chordata, Lepidosauria, Squamata, Rhineuridae. The transcript is spliced from 23 exons. Gene Ontology annotation, molecular function: protein binding. Bases 130 to 3000 code for a protein of 956 amino acids.
CAGCCGCCUUUGUUUGCUCAAGAAGAUGCCCCCUCCGCUCCGCUUGGCCGAUGCCGGCGCCUAUAAAACCCGGGACCGGGGCCAGAGGGGACGGUGACUCGCUCCGGGAUCCGCGCUCGCCUCGCCGCGAUGGCCCUCUUCGGCGCGGCGCUGGGGCUGCUGCUCCCGCCUCUCCUCGCCCUCGCGUGGCCGGGGCAGGGCUCAGCCCCCCGCCCGCCCAAGCCCCUCUUGCCCAUCCAACCCGAAUCGGCGGACCCUCUGCCCUUCAAGGGGGCGGCAGGCUGCUCUUUUGGUGGCAAAUUCUAUGCUCUGGAGGAUACUUGGCAUCCUGACUUGGGGGAGCCUUUUGGUGUCAUGCACUGUGUGGUGUGCUCCUGCGAACCACAGAGGAAUCGUCGUGGGAAGACGACAGGCAAAGUCAGCUGUAAGAACAUUAAGCAUGACUGCCCCACCCUUCCUUGCAGUGACGCCAUCCUACUGCCAGGACGCUGUUGCAAAACCUGUCCGAAGGCCACUCCCAGCAUCCCAGAGAAGAGACCUGAACCGCUCUUUGACAACUUUGAGUACUUUCAAGCCAAGGAAGAUGACUUGCAUAGGAAUUACAAUGACCGCGCCUAUCUCAGCUCCGAGGACUUGGUCCGAGAUGACAACCGCAUAGAUUUUGUGGCCUUGCUGACCAGCGGCUCAGAGACUUGGAUGCCCAUGUCCAGUGCAGUGGCAAAAGCCAGGUUCACUCUUGUGCGUGCUCACCUCCUCUUCUCCAUUAACUAUGAGAGGCUGGGCCAGCCAAGCCGAGUCCGUUUCACAGAGCCUGGUGGGACUGUCGUUUUUGAGCAUCCUGUGCAAAAGGGUCCCUCCCCUGAGGAUAGCAUGGUCUGCGGCAUGUGGCGAAACCUGCAAAAGUCUGUCAUCCGACUGCUGAAGUUGGAUCAGCUGCACGUAUCCCUGACCACAAAGUCUCACCCUGAGGGUGAGAUACGAGGCAAAAUCAUCAGGCACCGGGCCCUCUUUGCAGAAACGUUCAGUGCUAUCCUGACAUCCGUGGACCCCACCCACCUUGGCAUGGGAGGCAUUGCUAUGCUCACCCUGAGCGACACAGGGAACAACCUGGAUUUUGUCCUUGUCACCAAAGGACUUCUGAAGUCAGCCGAAAAAAAAUCUCCCUGGCUCCCUUUGAGGAUGCAAAUCCUUCACCAAGACAAGGUCCUGAGGGAGGUGCUGGCCAAUGUCACCUUGCAGGCCCCUGAAUUUGCAGAGGUGCUGACAGGACUGGCGACUCAAGAGAUGUUGUGGCUGGCACAAGGGCAGCUGACGAUAACUGCAGAGGUCGAGGGCAGAUUGAGGCAGAAGAUCACCGGCCAAAUCACUACCAGGAAAAGCUGUGACACCAUCCAGAGUGUGCUUUGUGGAGGAGAUACCUUGACGCCCACCCAGACUGGGGCCGUGGGUUCUGCCAAGCUCAUGCUGCAUGAGAAUGGGACUUUGGAGUAUCAGGUCCAGGUGGCAGGAACAAGAAGCGAAGUGAUUGGCGUCACGCUAGAGACCAAACCUCGCAGAAGAAAUAAGCGUAACAUCUUAUACGACAUGACGCACAGCUAUAAGGACGGAAUGGCCAGCGGGAGCUGGGGUCAAGUGAAUGGGCGCGAUGCCCACAUGUUGUUGCAGAACGAGCUCUUCUUAAAUGUGGGCACCAAGGAUUUCGAAGAAGGGGAAUUGCGUGGACAGAUCAACUCCCUGCUGUACAGUGGACUGCAGGCACGAUAUGAAGAGCUUCCUGUCCCCCUUGCCGGCCAAUUCGUGUCCCCUCCUGUGCGUACUGGAUCCGCUGGGCAUGCCUGGGUAUCCUUGGAUGAUCACUGCCACCUGCACUACGAGAUUAUAGUAGCUGGCCUUGGCAAGGCUGAUGAUGGCACCGUCAGUGCUCACCUCCAUGGUUUUGCUGAGCUGGGCGAGCUCCAGGAAAACAGCCUCCGGGAGCACAAGCGACUACUUAGGGGCUUCUAUGGCACAGAGGCUCAAGGGGUAGUGAAGGACCUGGAUGAGGAGCUACUUCUUCACCUGGCUCAGGGCACAGCCUUCCUACAAAUCAGCACCAAAGCAAACCCACAAGGGGAGAUACGGGGCAAGGUGCACAUUCCCAACCACUGUGAGGCGGGUGGCAUUCGACUGGCCCCGGAGGAUCCAGAGGAUGAGCUUCCAGGAGAUCCAAACUCCAAGGACCCCGAGGAGCUGAAGAAAGACCCUAACACCUGUUUUUUUGAAGGACAGCACCGGCCACAUGGCUCCCGCUGGGCCCCAGACUAUGACAAGAAAUGUUCUAUAUGUAGCUGCCAGAAGCGCACAGUCAUCUGCGACCCUGUCCUGUGUCCGCCCCUCAACUGCUCCCAGCUGGUGCACCUGAGGGACCGUUGCUGUCCUGUGUGUGAAGAGAAGAAGGAAACCCUAGAAGGGCAGAGAGCUGAGAGGGCCCGAGACAGCAGUGGAGGUUGUUACUUUGAUGGCGACAAGACAUGGCGAGGAGCAGGCACAUACUGGCACCCCGUGGUCCCUCCCUUCGGCCUCAUUAAAUGUGCCAUUUGCACAUGCAAGGGAGCCACAGGGGAAGUCCACUGUGAGAAGGUGCAGUGCCCUCACUUGACCUGCAACAACCCCAUCCGUGCCAGCCCAUCAGACUGCUGCAAGCAGUGCCCAGCCUCAGAGAAGAGUCCCUCCACCCUUUCAGACAUGAUGCAGUCAGACGGCCCCAGAGCCUGCAAGUUUGGGCGGCAGUGGUACAUGCACAAUGAGAGCUGGCACCCCACGGUGCCCCCCUUUGGGGAGAUGAAAUGCAUCACCUGCUGGUGCUUGUCUGGGGAGACACACUGCCAGCGCCAGGAAUGCUCUCCUGCCUCUUGCUCCAGAGGGGAGAAAACAGAGGACAGCUGCUGCUCUAAAUGCCAAGCACCGGAUGAAGUUCAAGAGAUGCCCCAAGAGGAGGCCAAGGAUUCCUGGGGACACUAGAUGGGCAGAUGGACCAGGAAGCCCAGAUGCCAUGAUGGGCGUUCCAAAGCUGCUGGGGGAGCUGAAGACAGGGUAUUUUGCAGCUGGAACUUCGCAGGGCCUCCUGAAACCUUUCUGAGUCAACAGAGGAAGCGCCUUCUGCUCUAACCCCAGAAUGAGCAGCCAACUUCUUGAGCACCUGGUGCCCUCUUUGCCCUCUGCCCACGGGCACAGCCUGGCUAUCUUAUACCUUUUUGUACCAACCUCCAUGAAAGGAGACAAGCGGCCAGGACUCCAUGCGCCACUUGGGGUCUGCGGGCGGAUAUCAAGCAAGGCUAUAACUGCCGGUUGGGUGCAUGUGGCACCAUCUGAUGUGCUUGGUAAAGCAAUAAACCCCCUUCUAGAGGUGAAAUCUUGGGGCACUCCCUAUCCCAGUUGGGGAUAUUUGCAUAGGACAGCAAUGAACUCAACAUGCAAUCCCCCAUCCAACUUACAAGUGUCUCAGAUGGUUUCACCUCUUCGUUAUGGCUUACAUGGCACAUACAGCCCUCCCCAUGGGAAGUGCCCUCCCCGAGACUAGCCUGUAUAUAGUGUAAAGUUGUCCUCCUUCGCGACAUCUUUGUGGGAUUUAUUGUUUUUGGGGAGGGCUUGUUGUGUAAUUUAUGGCUCCCAUGGGCAAGGUCCUGUUUGUUCCCUGCCCAUCUCAAAGCUGAAGGAUUGAUAUUGGAGAUCAUGUAUUUAUUAAAAAAAAAUCAAUGGAUUGUUA